GAGCCGCGCUCAUUCCCUCGUACGAGAUACGUGCGUGAAACGUUGUCGUGUGUCAGAUUCGCGAGAUCUCGACGGACCGCGCAAGUCCUCUGAUUGUGAUCGCAGUGACAAGAGAGAGACACAAGUGUUAACGAGCGAAAACCAUGGCCGACAGUGGUAUCAAGCGCAACAUUCCCAUCAAGCUCGGCGAUUUCAGCGUGAUCGACACCGAGUUCUCCAACAUACGUGAGCGCUUCGACGCCGAGAUGAAGAAGAUGGAGGACGAGAUGUCGCGGUUCCGCAGCGAGUUGAUGAACCGCGAGAGCAACAACUUCUUCAAGAGCACCACCAGUCGGCAUCACACGAGCACCAGCGAGCACCACACGUCGACGACCUCGAAGACCGAAGGUUGGGACAAGGUCGAUCCUGCAGCACCGUCGAAGCGGUCCGCGUUCGACAGCUUCAAAAGCACCACCACGCAACAGUCCACUCAGAACAGCAGUUCUCUGAGUCCUCAGCAUGAUCAUACCUGGUUGGACGGCCUCAACAGUCCCCUCAUCCAGGACGAGGGUGACAACAAGAUGCUGAAGCUGCGCUUCGACGUUUCGCAAUACACGCCCGAAGAAAUCGUCGUCAAGACUGUGGACAACAAGCUGCUGGUUCACGCCAAACACGAGGAGAAGACGGAGAGCAAAUCGGUUUACAGAGAGUACAACCGAGAGUUCUUGUUGCCGAAAGGAACCAACCCCGAGAGCAUCAAGUCUUCUCUGAGCAAGGACGGUGUUCUCACUGUGGAGGCGCCUUUACCGGCGAUCGGUUCGGGCGAGAAGCUGAUCCCGAUUGCGCACCAGUAAACUCCGGCGACGGAAACGUCGCGCGGAGGGAAACAAAAACCGACGUCUGAUUUUUCCUGCGAAUUCCUCGAAUUCCUUCCGAAUUUCCAACCACCAUUCUCUCUCUAUCCCGAAUUGGAUCCUUUCUCUUUUGUAAGUUCUUUCUAUUAAUCCUUUCUCUAAUCUCUUACAUACGAUAACUUAAGCGCAAGUCGAUUUAUUCGCGAGAACGAUAUUCGACCAAUUUCGACUACUUCAAAAAUAGCGAAAAUAAAAAUGAUAGCCGCGCGCCAAGCGCGUUGUGUGUAAUAUAAACUUAAAAAUGAAAAAAAAAAAAAAAUACGUUAAAAUCAAACGUAGAUCAAUAUCGAAAGUGCUACAAAAGUGCAAAUGUGCACAACAGAUAUAACGACAAAUGUUUGAUAAAUUUUGCCUUUUUCAUACGAGAGCAGCUUUAUUCCUUUGAUACACAGAGUAUUUUCGAAACUCCCCCUCGUAGCGUAACAUUUUUCAAGAAAUGUGCAUUGCCUUUUGACAAGAAAUAUUUUUUUUUUAGUUAGAGAGACGGUUUUUUUUUCGAGAAGCUGUGAAUGAGCUGUUGCUUACUUGUGCACCGCGAUAUCAAAUCGAAAAAACUAUUACAAAUCAACGAAAACAAAAAAAAAAAAAAAA
This is a messenger RNA of Pseudomyrmex gracilis, 1484 nucleotides long. RefSeq names its product alpha-crystallin A chain. The record is from RefSeq and is a predicted model, not a curated record. Gene Ontology annotation, molecular function: protein folding chaperone. The transcript has 4 exons. Gene Ontology annotation, biological process: response to heat; protein refolding. NCBI's taxonomy places the organism in Eukaryota, Metazoa, Arthropoda, Insecta, Hymenoptera, Formicidae. Bases 144 to 833 code for a protein of 229 amino acids.